Messenger RNA from Bolinopsis microptera, 432 nucleotides. Its product is annotated as U11/U12 small nuclear ribonucleoprotein 25 kDa protein-like. Gene Ontology annotation, cellular component: U12-type spliceosomal complex. The coding region runs from base 1 to 432 and encodes 143 amino acids. The transcript is spliced from 4 exons. NCBI's taxonomy places the organism in Eukaryota, Metazoa, Ctenophora, Tentaculata, Lobata, Bolinopsidae. Gene Ontology annotation, biological process: mRNA splicing, via spliceosome. The record is from RefSeq and is a predicted model, not a curated record.
AUGUUACAAGAAGCGUAUGAUUUAUUGCAGGACAUAUUAGGAGAUCCGUUACUGGCUGACUUACCUGAGGACGUGGACACGGAGGAUGUGAGAUGUCAGAUAGCAAGAGCUAAGGGACAUGUUAUAGACCUAACCCUGCUUAGACCCGGGGACAACAAGAUGAGAGUGUCAGUGUUACACAACGCCCGAGUGUCAGAUCUCCAAAGAAUAGUAACUAAAGCCAUAAAACGAAGUACCCCUGACCUACCCAAAGCUUACUCUUGGAGGUCUAUGUGGAGGAGAUACAACCUGUCAGUCGGAAGUAUUAAACUGUCGGACCGGAACAGGAUGUUAAUCCACUACGGAGUAAAGAAUAACGACACAGUCUCCUUCACAAAACGAGUUGCUGUAACCAGCACACAUGCACCACCUCCCCCGCACAGACGACGCUGA